Messenger RNA from Labrus mixtus (cuckoo wrasse), 3198 nucleotides. RefSeq names its product sodium/potassium/calcium exchanger 1-like. Gene Ontology annotation, molecular function: calcium channel activity; calcium, potassium:sodium antiporter activity. Lineage: Eukaryota; Metazoa; Chordata; Actinopteri; Labriformes; Labridae. The record is from RefSeq and is a predicted model, not a curated record. Gene Ontology annotation, biological process: long-term synaptic potentiation; long-term synaptic depression; intracellular calcium ion homeostasis. The coding region runs from base 680 to 2926 and encodes 748 amino acids. Gene Ontology annotation, cellular component: membrane. The transcript has 12 exons.
UUCUGUGAAUGAUCACAUCUCAACGUGGGGCAGUUCUCGCUAAUCUUGUUUCCACAUUUAUUUUCGGACUUUUCUCUCCGUGAGGGGGCUUAAAUCUGUUCUCCACACUCCUAAAAUCAAUCUAAACGCGACCACACCCAAAAGAAGGAUCAAACUCCCCCUGUGCUCCACUGAACAUGUAAUUAUUCUGCAUCCAUCAGGCACCGCGCGCAGAGGUCUCACCUCAAACACGCAGCUGCGACGAACACACACACACACACACACACACACACACACACACACACCUGUUUGAAUGUUGGCGAAUUAAUACAGCAGCGAUACGUGUGAAAGGGAAGGUGAGAGGUGUUCGGCUCCUAAUCGUCUUAGCAGCAUUAUGCUGAGCUGCGUUCAAGCCCUGACAUGCGGUGCGCCCUUGUAGCUCCCCAAAACCCGGAGUCAGCAUCUCUGCGUCCGUUACGCACAGCUGGAGGGACGGCGGCGAGGAGGCGAGCAGCCGGCGGUACAGUCUUUCCACUGGUUGAAGCCGCCCUCUGCAGAAGAUGAAACACACUGUGUGGAUGUGUGUGUGUCCCCUUCCUCGUCAGCGGCGUCCCCUCGCCACUCGUCUCUGCUGAAGCCGUCAACGAAUAGCGAUGCGUCUGACAUAGCUUCCCGUCAGGGUGUGGAGACCGCGAGGACGAUGAACGCGCACGCGCCUCUGAGGAGGAGAUUCAGGCGCGGUCGCCUCCUCUUCUUCGUCUCAGGUGUGCUCUUCUGUCUCGUCUACACUCUGACUCUGAAGGCCUGGCUGCAGGAGCCGCUCGCCUCCGCCCAGGCACACGAUGAUGAUGGUGAUGAUGUAGUGGAGGUGAACGUCCGUGAGGUGAGGGCGUCCAAUGAGACGGCGGAGGAGGAGGAGGUGGUGAUGUCACCUGACAGCUCCAAACCUCCCCUGGUGUUUGUCGUCAACAGGACGGAUAUUGAACAGUGUAUCUAUGUGGAUCCUCAGCCCCCCAAACCUCCACCACCUCCAACCACAGCUCCCCCUCCUCCCCCACUAGCGCCCCCCCACAGGAAGGGAGACUUUCCAGAGGACCUCUUCUCAGUGGAGCAGCGCCGGCGAGGCUGGGUGGUGCUUCAUGUCGUAGGUAUGAUCUACAUGUUUGCAGCUCUGGCCAUCGUCUGCGAUGAGUUCUUCGUCCCCGCUCUGGAGGUCAUCACCAACACGCUGGAGAUUUCUGAUGAUGUAGCCGGGGCGACCUUCAUGGCAGCUGGAGGCUCUGCUCCCGAGCUCUUCACCUCCCUGAUCGGAGUCUUCAUCUCGCGCAGCAACGUGGGCAUCGGGACCAUCGUGGGCUCGGCCGUCUUCAACAUCCUGUUCGUGAUCGGGAUGUGCGCCAUCUUCUCGAGGGAGAUGCUGCACCUGACGUGGUGGCCGCUCUUCAGAGACGUCACCUUCUACAUCCUGGACCUGAUCAUGCUCAUCGUCUUCUUCCUGGACAGCAAGAUCCUGUGGUGGGAGAGCAUGCUGCUGGUGCUCGGCUACAUCAGCUACGUCAGCUUCAUGAAGUUCAACAGUCAGAUCGAGAGGGCGGUGAAGACGCAGAUCAACAAGCACAUGAGCAUCGUCAAAGUGUGGAGCGCCGAGGAGCCCGAGAAGGAGAGUGAAGCUCCGUCAGCACCUCCUGCUCCUCCUCCUGUUGCUGCUGCUGCUGCACCAAAACAGGAGCCUGAACCCCCUCCCAUCACCCCACAACGCCACAAACCACUGUCAGAAGCCCCAGAGGACAAAACAAGACUCAGGGCUCGCCCCGUCCUGCAGCGAGGCGGCAGCACGGCGUCGCUUCACAACACGUCUUUAAGGAGCACCAUCUUCCAGCUGAUGAUCCACACACUGGACCCCCUGGGAGAAGAGUCAGACCUCAGAGGGGCCCAGAAAACCCCCGGGCCGAAAAAAUCCAGGCGAGAGACGUCCUUCAAUGGUGAUGUCAGAGGGGAGGGGUCAGUGCACAGGAAAGCAAAGAACAAAGUUAAACCCGUGAACGCCUCACGCUCGGGCAAAUUACAGAGCAAGACACCACACCGCCGCUCUGAAGAUGACGAUCCAAAGACAAAUACUGAGCAGUCCGGGGCAGCAGGGGGCGCUGCAGUCGAGCCGUCCACAUCCCAACUUCAAAAGACUGAAGAGACGAGAAAGAACGAGCAGGGGGGGUCAGAGGGCGGCGCUGAGGACGAAAGCGCUGGUGAGGAGAGCAGUGAGUCCAGCGAGAGUGAAGAAGAUGAUGGAGACGAGGAGGAAGAGGAGAAGGAGGAGGAAGAGGAGGAGAGUGAGCCGUUGUCUUUAGAGUGGCCUGAUAACAGACGAAAACAGGCGACGUAUCUGUUCCUGCUGCCCAUCGUGUUCCCGCUGUGGCUCACGCUGCCCGACGUCAGAAACCCGGCAUCCAGGAGGUACUUCGUCAUGACGUUCAUCGGCUCCAUCUUGUGGAUCGGGGUUUUCUCCUACCUGAUGGUUUGGUGGGCUCAUCAGGUGGGCGAGACUGUCGGCAUCUCAGAGGAAAUCAUGGGCCUGACCAUCCUGGCAGCGGGGACGUCGAUACCCGACCUGAUCACCAGUGUGAUCGUUGCCCGUAAAGGUCUGGGGGACAUGGCCGUGUCCAGCUCAGUGGGCAGUAACAUCUUUGACAUUACUGUAGGUCUGCCGGUCCCGUGGCUCAUAUACACUCUGUUACACAACGGCGACCCGGUUACCGUCAGCUCAAACGGCCUGUUCUGCGCCAUCGUGUUGCUCUUCCUCAUGCUGCUCUUCGUCAUCAUCUCCAUAGCCGCCUGUCGCUGGAAGAUGAGCCGGAUGCUGGGACUCACCAUGUUCAUACUGUACUUUGUGUUCCUGGUUCUCAGCGUCAUGCUGGAGGAUCGCAUCCUCAUCUGUCCCAUCUCCAUCUGAGCCGAUGGGUUUGGACUGUUAUCGAUCGCCGCCAUUUUAACAGACUAAAUAUGCCGAGACAGGAUCAAUGCUGUCAUUAGGAAAUGUAAGAUAGUCAAAUACAAGCUUAGAGAAAUUCAAAACUGCUGGAUGCAACUCCAGUAUUUCCGUAACUAAAAUCUCUUAAACUAGUGUUUAAUGUUCAGCGUGUAAAAGGAUGUUUUUUGUGGAAAAAAAAAAGUUUCAAUUUGUCAAGAGAAACAGUGAUUGUGUGUGUGUGUGUGUGUGUGUGU